Adineta ricciae is the source of this 951-nucleotide messenger RNA. Lineage: Eukaryota; Metazoa; Rotifera; Eurotatoria; Adinetida; Adinetidae. The record is from the annotation of a GenBank genome assembly.
AUGUAUUAUAUUUUACUCUUGGUUUUAUCUCUGAAUUUCGUUGUUUUUGCAUCGCCUGGCGAUAGACAUUACCUCUAUCGAGCAUGUCUAAAUCAUUGCCAACAAAUGAAUUGUAGUACGCCGUUAGGUCUGCAGGAAUUUCAAGUUAAACAGCCACUGUUCGAAUAUCUCACCCAAUGGUCAUGUCCAGAUGAAUGUGCCUAUGAAUGUAUGUGGAAAACUGUUGAUCACAUGCAAGCAAACGGUCAGCCCGUUGUACAAUUUCAUGGCAAAUGGCCGUUUGCACGUUUUCUUGGUAUCCAAGAACCAGCUUCGACAUUCUUCUCGAUUUUCAAUUUCCUAGCAAACUAUCUAUUUGGUUAUGAACAGCUACGUCGUCAUCUCCGCUACGGCAUUCAUCCACUCUAUUCCAUGUGGAUCAUUUUCUGUUUAAUAUCGAUGAACGCCUGGAUUUGGUCGACCAUCUUUCACACACGUGAUAAACCUCUAACAGAAACGCUGGAUUAUAUCGCUGCAAUAUCCCUUGUCUUUGCACAAUUCGUAUGUUGUAUUAUUCGCGUUGGCUACCGAACGAGAUUUAUGCCCGCUGCUAAAAUAGCAUCAUUGUUCGUAUUCUGCUUCUUUCUUUAUCAUGCCUACUAUUUACUAUUCGUUGAUAUGGAUUUUGGCUAUAAUAUGACUGUGAAUAUUCUUGUUGGCCUACUCAAUGUGAUCUGCUGGAUUUUAUGGGCAAUAUACAAUUAUGGGUUAGGCAAAACUUAUGUGUGGCGUUGUAUAUUAUCUGUGUCAUUAACAAUGGUUUUUGUUGCUUUUGAGUUAGCUGAUUUUCCGCCAAUUGCUUGGACAAUCGAUGCCCAUUCGAUUUGGCAUUUUUCAACGAUUUUCCUACCUAUUCUAUGGUAUCGUUUUGUUGUCGAUGACUCACGAUAUCUACUUCUUCAUACUCGAUAA